AUGUCCAGCUCUACUCCCCACACCGACAUCGAUAAGCGGGACUUCGAUGCGAACCGGCCCCUCCUCGAAGAUGGAAACACGGACGGAUCUAACGCGGGACCCAGCCUAGCUAUCGCACGGUCCAGGGCGGGGUCACGUCGUUCACGACACUCUUCACGUUCUGGAUUCGGUGCGGCCAGUGAUGACGGACUGCUGAGCGACGUUGUGGAGGGGAUCGUUGAGCGCGACCGACGGAAAAUGCACAAUGAGGUUAUACGGGUCAUUAGCUUUAUUUGGGGUGUUAUCACAUGUCUGGGUGCGGGUAGCAUUACUGCGUUUUCUUUAUACGGGCACUUGUUGCUGACAAGACUUCAUUACACUCAACUCCGGGUCAAUGCGAUUUCCAUUGCGGCAGAGAUUGCGAUGUAUCUCCUCGUUCCCUUGUUUGGAUACUUGUGCGACCGAUAUAGUCCGUCGCCGCUAUCCUUGGUGUCGGGUGUGCUGUUUGGAUUGGGGUAUCUUCUCGCUGCGUUCACAUAUAAAAGUGGCCCUCCGCCAGACGCGGGAGGCUCGGGUUGGCCAUUUUGGGUGAUGAUUGUGGCAUUCAUUGCUAUUGGCAUGGGCACGAGCUGCAUGUACCUCGCUGCUGUGGCUACCUGUGCUAAGAAUUAUGGCAGAGGAAAGCAUAAGGGAAUCAUGCUUGCAUUGCCAAUUGCAGCUUUCGGGUUGAGUGGUAUGUGGCAGAGUCAGUUGGGGACAUAUGUACUGUGUGAACGUGAUGUUGAUGGUAAGUGUGGUGAUGUGGAUGUGUUCCGGUAUUUCCUUUUCCUGGGGGUUGUCCUACUGGUGACUGGAAUCAUCGGAACCUUCGCCUUGCGUAUUGUGGAUGAUGACGAGGAGGAGCGAUAUAUCGAUGAGACUGUUGAGGAUUUAGAACGCAGUGGACUUCUUGAGGAAAGCGAUUUCUUCCGACCCAGGGGUGAGAUCCGGACAGCCGUGGAGUACGGCACCUUUUUGGAUAAUAAUGAAGAGGCCACUCUAUCGGAGGAAGAGCGGCAGGAGAGACAGCGAGAGAAAGACAGGGAGGAGGAAGAACGCCGAAAGAAGAACUGGCUGCUCAACUACGAAACUCGAGUUUUCCUCCUCGAUCCCACCAUGUGGUGGUUGGCUGCUGGCUUCUUCCUGGUUACUGGACCUGGAGAGUCGUACAUCAAUAACCUCGGCACUAUAAUUCCAACUUUAACACCUCCAUCUUACGCCCUCAAUGCGCCCCCACCAGCCGGUCUUCCAUCGACUCAUGUCACCACCAUUGCAUUGACCUCGACCAUUGCCCGACUUCUCACCGGCUCCCUUUCAGAUUUCUUCGCUCCGGCAGCAACACAUCUAUUCCCUCCAAUCCCAGACAGCCGCCGACACAUAGUUACAGAAGAGAAUAACCGCCCCACAUUUUCCCGAAUGGUCUUCCUACUACCAUCGGCCCUUCUCCUUUCCAUCGGCUAUCUAAUCCUCGCCAGUCCUCUUGCACUGAAAGAACCACCUCUCUUCCACUUGACCACUGCCCUCGUCGGCUUCGGCUACGGAAGUGCCUUCUCCCUCACCCCAAUCAUCAUCUCCGUGGUAUGGGGCGUUGAAAACUUUGCCACAAACUGGGGUAUCGUGGCUAUGAUGCCUGCUAUCGGCGCAGCACUCUGGGGCGUGAUUUAUUCUGCUGCAUACCAGAAUGCCCUAGAGGAUGGCAGUGGCAGUGCUGAUGGCCAAUGCCAUGGUUGGCGAUGCUAUGGCUUCUGGGCUGUCGGUUGCACUGUGAGUGUCUGGGUUGCCAUUGUGGCUUGGCUAGCUGCUUGGAGAGGUUGGAAACGACGAGGUGUAGUUGUUUAG
Molecule: messenger RNA, 1857 nt
Organism: Penicillium odoratum
Lineage: Eukaryota; Fungi; Ascomycota; Eurotiomycetes; Eurotiales; Aspergillaceae
Product: MFS transporter
Exons: 3
Coding region: 1-1857 (618 amino acids)
Biological process (GO): transmembrane transport
Cellular component (GO): membrane
Molecular function (GO): transmembrane transporter activity
Source: RefSeq, a predicted model, not a curated record